AUGGGAGUCAAAAGUAUAACAACUUCUUCUUCAAAGAAGUCAAAGAAACAGCAUAAUGGGAAGGUGAAAAAGAACAAGAAAGUUAAGAAAGUACGGAAGUCAAAGAAACCCAAAUCCACGAGCGAUGAUAAUGAAGCGGAGAGUUCAGUUAAGGAUGAUGGGGAAGAGAGCAAGAAGGCCUCUGGUAAUCAUGUCACUGCCGAUGGAAUCCUUGUACUGGAAAACAAAUCAGACGACGAUGAAGGAUUUGACGACUAUGAUGGUCACUUUGAUAAUCCUACUGACAUUCCCUCAACCGCUGACGGAAGUAAAACACCGUCAUUAGUAAUCCACGGUAACGAAAAUGACCUGGCUAAUAAUGAUGACUACAUUGCCCUUUCAGCUAGUUCUGAAGAUGAGGAUGCUAAACAGAAAGAAGAAGAGAAGCAGAAAAAAGAAGAAGAAAUUCUGGAAAAAAAGCAAAAAGAAAUCCUUAACACCGACUAUCCGUGGAUUCUGAAUCAUGACCAUUCCAAACAAAAGGAAAUCUCCGAUUGGUUGACCUUUGAAAUAAAGGAUUUUGUUGCAUAUAUCUCACCAAGCCGUGAAGAGAUCGAGGUUCGUAAUCAAACCAUAAGUACAAUCAGAGAAGCGGUGAAACAGCUAUGGCCGGAUGCCGAUUUGCAUGUAUUUGGGUCUUACUCUACCGAUUUGUACCUACCUGGUUCCGAUAUUGAUUGUGUGGUGAAUAGCGAACUCGGUGGUAAGGAAAGUAGAAACAACUUAUACUCCUUAGCAAGCCAUCUGAAAAAAAACAACUUAGCAACAGAGAUUGAAGUUGUUGCUAAGGCGCGCGUUCCGAUUAUCAAGUUCGUUGAACCACAUUCGGGAAUUCACAUUGAUGUCUCGUUUGAAAGAACUAAUGGUUUGGAAGCUGCAAAGCUAAUCAGAGAAUGGUUAAAUGAUACCCCUGGGCUUCGAGAAUUGGUUCUUAUCGUAAAGCAGUUUUUGCAUUCAAGGAGGCUAAAUAAUGUUCAUACUGGUGGUCUAGGUGGGUUCAGUAUUAUCUGUCUUGUUUUUUCAUUUCUCCAUAUGCAUCCACGUAUAAUAACAAGAGAAAUCGACCCAAAAGACAACCUUGGUGUGCUCUUGAUAGAGUUCUUUGAACUUUAUGGAAAAAAUUUUGGUUAUGAUGACGUUGCAUUAGGGUCAUCAGAUGGUUAUCCGGUAUACUUCCCAAAAUCUACAUGGAAUGCUAUUCAGCCAAUCAAAAAUCCAUUUACACUAGCCAUUCAAGAUCCAGGGGACGAGGCAAACAACAUCAGUCGAGGAACGUUUAACAUUCGAGAUAUCAAAAAGGCAUUUGCUGGUGCUUUUGAUCUAUUAACGAAUAGAUGUUUUGAAUUGCAUUCAGCAACGUUUAAAGAUCGAUUAGGGAAAAGUAUAUUGGGUAACGUGAUCAAAUAUCGCGGGAAAGCAAGAGAUUUCAAAGAUGAAAGAGGCUUGGUGCUGAACAAGGCUAUCAUGGAAAAUGAAAACUAUCACAAAAAACGUAGCAGAAUAAUUCACGAUGAAGAAUUUACUGAAGAUACAGUAACUUCCACGGCUACUGCCAGCACCACAGAAGACGAUUAUGACAUAAUAGAACCGCCCACUAAAAAGGUUAAGACACAACCAUCCGAAUCAGAAGCUAAAAAAGAGCCAUUGAAGGAGAAAAGCGAAGAAACUUAUAUUACCAUUUCAAGUGGCGAUGAUGACGAUGAAGAUGGAUAUAACCCUUAUUCUCUUUGA
Messenger RNA from Saccharomyces eubayanus, 1770 nucleotides. RefSeq names its product non-canonical poly(A) polymerase PAP2 (gene PAP2). Gene Ontology annotation, molecular function: poly(A) RNA polymerase activity; mRNA binding. Gene Ontology annotation, cellular component: TRAMP complex; nucleolus. The record is from RefSeq and is a predicted model, not a curated record. Gene Ontology annotation, biological process: RNA 3'-end processing. The coding region runs from base 1 to 1770 and encodes 589 amino acids. The transcript has a single exon. NCBI's taxonomy places the organism in Eukaryota, Fungi, Ascomycota, Saccharomycetes, Saccharomycetales, Saccharomycetaceae.